ACUUGACUCGUGUGUUUUAGAUAGAAAUGGGUCGAUCCGGCGCCGGGCGGAAUAGUGCGCGUGUGAGUUCGUACGGGCGCUCGUAACGCGGGGACUGUGAGUGAUUAUGUCAGUAUCGUGCGCCCGCGCCGGCCACUGAGCCGCCAUGAACGCGCGCAGCAUCGCCUUCGAGCUGGCGAUGGAGGGCCGCCAGGUGGACGAGGUCGUCGCCGGCAUCUUCCACACCGUCCUCUUCCACCGCUCCAGCGGGAAAUUCACUUACAACAACGAGGAGAGCUACUCCAUCCGCACCGUCAGCUACGUGGACGUCGACUGCGACUUCAUAGACUUCACAUACGUCUGCUGCGAGUCUGAGCUCCUCGGGAGGAAUGUGAAGCGCGAGAUAUCGGAGUUCUCAGCUUUGCUGCGAGGUGUGGACGGCACGUCGGCGCCCCCCCGCGGCUCCAUCAGCCUCGAGUUCUUCCAGAAGCGCCGCGCCCGCUGGCCCUUCCAGCCCGAGUGCGUCCCGUGGGAAGUGUGGACCGUGUACUGUGAGCUCACGGAGUCCAGGAACGACCACGAUAUGCACAGCAAACACGAGAGCGUUGUCGAAAUGCUGCAGGACAAGAUUGUGUUCAUUACGGAGAUAAUAAACAGACACGAGUACGUGCCAAAGAUGCCGAGCCGCUCGGACGCCGAUCUCAUAUUCGACACUACGUACACCGACAUCCAGCCGUAUUUGUUCAAGAUACACUAUAGUCUGUCCGGAGCCCCCCCCACCUCCGUCGGGAAUACGGUCCGGAAGCUGAUCCGUGAUACUCUGUCCUUGUGAUGCUAUUAUCGUUUGAUUACCACUUUUAUUUAACACUUGAGAAUGUGAAUUUGUAUGUUUUUGUCGGCGAUAAUAACUCUUGUUCUGAUAUACCAAAUUAUUAAACACUCUCUGUGUAUUCAUGAAAAUAAUUAGUAACCUGCUUAGUCAUCCAUCGAGCAAUAUUCCUUAUGUGCAAUAAGGCAUCCAUUAAGCUCUUAAUUUUGAUAUACACAGCAAGUUUUCAAUAUUAUUUACUUUUUUUAUUUACAAUGAUUUUAAUUUAUGACAGUUGUAAAUAAUUCUUAUAUAUUAAUUGUUUGUUGUGAUUAAUUAUAUGUGUUAUUUUACAAUUUGAUGAAUUAAUAUAAUAUUAUUCAAAAUUUUUUAGUUGCUUUUGUACUUACGAAUGCUUUGUUUGUGCACAAAAUUUCGUGUGUAAAAGUGUUUCCAGUAUCACGCCAGCUAAUUAUGACUGUAUGUUAGUUUUGUGCGUCAUGUCUCUUCUACACGUAAGCCAAUACAUCAGACUGAACUACAUCAGGCUUUAGAUUUUGGUUCAGAAUCACACAGAUAUAGUUAGGUCCAAAGUAAGUUCGAGACUUCUUGUAUUAUGGGAUACUAACUCAACGAUACUAUAUUUAUAACAUACCUAUAUAGAUAAAAAUCCAAGACCUAGGAAUCUGAAAAAAGAAUCCAUCUUGACCUGACGGGGUCGAACCUGCGACAUCAAUUGUAUAGCAGUCCGGCAUGAUGACCAUUAUUCUACAUAGGUCGAGGUGUAUGUCAGGUUACAUAUGUAUAUGUAUGUAUAAAUAUAAAAUCUUCUAUUCUAAAUCUUGCGCUUUACGCUUGUCUAUUGGAUUUUUAUGUAGUGAAGUUUUUAAUAAUUUAUUUCAUUAGUCUAAAAAAAAUCUUAUAAACGAAUAGCGAACUUAAUACUGAAAGUAUUUGGCUCACGUCUAGAAGAGGCAUAAUUUCAAUGUAUGCAUGAUUAACAGUUUCGCCUGUUGUAACUUUAAUAGUUCUAGUUUAGUUGUAAUGUUUUCUGAGCUACGACUCGCAAGGCUGGUUGAUGUGUCCACUCAUUCAUAUGUUUUAUUAAGAUUAUUCGUGUUUCUCUAUUUAAGUUAACAUGUAAUCUUAAAUUAAGAUAUUAAUGCACACUGUAAAGAUAUUUUCUAGAAUUAAAGUUACCUAGCAUGUCAGACUUCCGUGAUUGCAAUUCGGUUUAACGUCUGGCUUUUGUAAGUUGUCACCGACUAAUAAUAUUUUUUUUAAUGGCGAUCGGUGGCGCUAAUUAUUAUUAAUACUAUAGUUUUAAUUACUUUAGGAUUUUGGAACAAUUUCUAUUUGAAGGAAUAUGAACGGUUGAUGCUCGGUGUAAAAUAUUAUAGUCAUGUGACUAAUGUGUGUUUUUAUAUUUAAAAUUAAUGAUUGCUUUGUGAUAAUUGCCGGAAAAGUGUAAAAAAUAUUUUGAUUCAUGAAUUUAAGUGUAGGUAUAAUGAUGAUAUGGAGCCAUCGACGAUAUGUCUAGAUUUUGAACGAGUUAGUGUUAGGAAAUUUGUAUAAUAACAAUGUACAGUACGGUUAUAGAUUUUCUCAUUUUUAAUUCUUCGAAUAACGCAUUAUCGGAUAACUUGAGAGCUUUAUCGAAGUACGCUAAAUUGUAAUCAAUUUUUAACAUUAAUGUCGCUCUCAGUGUUGCCACAUUUUUCUAUAAAACACAGGGUAAUGAAGUGUCAUUAAUAUUUAAAAUAUCUACAGCAAUUGAGCGUAAUUCAGCUAUGUAUAAGCGGUGAGGCCGCGUAAUAUGUAAUAAUUGUUAGUUUAGCGAUGGUGCAUGAAAAGUCUCAUAGAGUAAGAGGAUGCUAGAUUAAGAAGCCAGAUUUUAUUGUAUAGUCCUUUCGAUUUAAUUAUAUUACGAGACUAAAAUACUGGUAUUGAUACAUUUGGUGUUUCGUCGCAGAUGAUGUCUGACAACCAAACACUUCUCACUUGGAAUAGGACGUGUACAUUUCGUCGUAUAUUAUUUUUUAUGCAUGAAAAAAAUAAUUAGUAGUUUCAAAUAUGUAUUCCAUUUUUACGUGAAAAUUUUGUUUUUUUUUUUCUACGCUAAUGUGAUAUUUGUUGGAGAACAUUAAUUAAUAUUGUCUUUGAAGGACUUCAUAUUCAUUUGCGUAGACCUUUGGCUAAACAUAUUUCUUUAAACUUUAAAUUUUUUAAAAAGUGAUUAGUCCUCGAAAUUUCGGAUGCCCUGAUUGUAUGUAUUGUAAGGUGAAAAAUAACCUCAGAGACAUUACAUUUUAAGUUGACGCGAUAAGAACAGAUUAAAAAUGUACUUACGUGUUUGGAAUUUCGAAAACUUUUAAAACUUUCGACUCUUAAGUCUGUAUAUAAUUGAAACGCUUUUAGGUUUAUUUUUAGGACAUUGUAAUAAGUCCAUCCAUCUUAUACUACUGAUUUAACCCCUACCUCAGUUGUCUCUAGCUUAAGUAUGUCAUCUCGACCGGAGGAUAGUUUCUUAUGCACUCGUACCUUGCAGCGUGUUGAAUCAAAAAUAAUAUGAAUUAAUUGACUAAUGUUCCUUUUUGAUUCCUCAUGCGUUGUCAGAAAUGUUGGCGACCAAAGAUGUGGCUGUUUUCGGUCUUGUAGAUUUUAUCAAGCGGCAUUUUACUAUACUAUUUAUAUUGUGUCGUCUCUCUCACAUCAUGGCGUCGGACGCUAUUGUGAGUGCAACGGCAAUAUUAACUUUUGAUGUUACUGCAGUGAUUUAAUUAAAAUAUUGACGUUCAAAGGCAAAACAAAAAUGUCCACCACAUUAAUUGAAAUGGUAGUAAAAUGUCGCAUGAAUUAAUCGUUUUAUACUCUUAAAACAAUAUAUUGUUCAAUUCAUUUAAUAUUGUUUAUUUACAUUUGCACGCUUCAUAUCAGCGAGUAUCUUAUCGUAUAUUUUUUCAAAAGUCUAAAAAAUCUGGUGAUAAGACAAUAUAUUUUUAUUCUAUUCUAAAAUACCUUGAUUGUGUGCCUCUUUUUUCAUUGUAGUUCGAGCACAAUGUAUAUAUAUAUAUAUAUAUAUAUAUAUAUAUCUAUCUACACAUACAUUAAUGUAUCCGGAGCUAAGUAUUACACGUGUGGUUUUAAAAGGAGUUUUAUUAAAUCGUUUAUUUAGUAUUCAUACAGCGAACUUGAAUUUGACGAUUUUCCCUUUAGCCAAUCACAAGGAAUCUAUGAUAACCCUGAUUGGUUACAGAAUUGUCAAAGCGAAUAGUCAGUUUGGGGCUGUUGAGUACUUCUCUCUCUCUCUCUCUUUUUCAUUUGUCAUAUUGAUAUGUGUAAUACGUAGUGCCGUACAUACUAUACUUGCUAUGGCCUUAUUUUGACAGAUGAUUUUUAAAAAGAUGAUUAAUGUCGUGCGUGAAUGAUAACGGCUGUUAUAUUAGAGUUUAUGGUAAAUGAAAAUGUAUAUGUUGUGAUGUAUAAGUUCAAAAAUACAAAAAACUUUAGUCUUGUGAUAACUUAUAUGAUUAAAAUGUGAAUAAAUAAUGAAGUAUUA
Molecule: messenger RNA, 4346 nt
Organism: Plodia interpunctella (Indianmeal moth)
Lineage: Eukaryota; Metazoa; Arthropoda; Insecta; Lepidoptera; Pyralidae
Gene: Atg101
Product: Autophagy-related 101
Exons: 1
Coding region: 146-811 (221 amino acids)
Biological process (GO): autophagy; autophagosome assembly
Cellular component (GO): phagophore assembly site
Source: RefSeq, a predicted model, not a curated record